AUGUUUGCUCCGCUGGGACUAUUCAAAAGCGUGGCCUGUCCUGAGGGACCGCACUGCAGACAAUUGAACUGCAUCUUUCUGCAUUCAGAGACAGAAAAUGAAGAGCAAAAGCCAGAAGCUCCGGGCUUGGAUGUCGCGAAGGAUGCUGUCAGGGAAUCCGAACCAGCCAGCAAAAGGAGAAAGCUCGCACAUGAUGACCAUCACACCGGCCAACCUGAGCAAAAGACAAAGCUGACACGUCACGAUGCUAAGCCCACAGCACCUCGCGACAUAAAUGACCUUCCAUCAGCACGUAGAAAGGUGUCUCCGCCACCACCUUCAAAGACACAGGAGACAGCGAAAGAAGAUGCAAAGCAGAAACUACCAGCAGAUCCUGCUGUAUCGGCAUCUGCAGCAGCAGCAGCAGGAGCAACAGCAAAGUCGGUCCCAGAUGCUAUGCCAGGCUCGACAAGGAGAAAAGCCCUGCCGAAGCAAUACCUGAACCCGAGAAUGCUCAAGAAAGCGCCUGCAACUCACGCAGUGCGAACAUCCAUCUUACUCAAACUCCACGGCGCAAUGAAGGCUCUGAACGAGAAGGCGGCGAAACUCAGAAGCCCCGAAAGGCCAUCACUCGUGCUCUCGCCCGACGAACUGAUUGUAAUGGCACUAGACGAAGAGCAGAAAACGGCGAUUGACAACCCUCGGGUUUAUGGGAAUGUGAUCAAGCUUCGAAUUGUCCAACUUCAAAAAAUGACUCUGGAAGUAUGGGAAAAGGAAGUUACAGCAUACCUCAACUCGCGGUACUACAAAAUCAAACCGCCGCCCACCACAAAACCAACCCCCAAGGCCCAAAGGUUCACGACGGAUCUGAAAGAAGAUGAAGAAAUCAUUAUUGCUCGCAUGCUUCGGACAGAGCUCAAGGGCAAAGAGCAAUUCGGUUAUAUCACCAGGGUCCCUACAGAUACAGAAAUUGCGGAAGCGAGGAAAGGCAUGGAGGCUGCGCAGGGUUGGGAAAAGUGCGAACGAUGCGCUGGGCGGUUUCAGGUAUUUCCUGGCCGUCGAGAAGACGGGUCUCUCGCCUCGGGAGGCCGUUGUACCUAUCAUCCCGGCAAGAUCGUGAGGCCAGCGAGGAAGGCUACGGAUCAUAUAACGGGUCAGGCGGAGGCGUAUUAUCCCUGCUGCAAUGAGACACUGGGGACAUCAGCAGGAUGCACAAAGGCAGAACAUCAUGCAUUCAAAGUAUCAGAUCCCAAGCGAUUAGCCGCUGUGCUACAAUUCGAAGAAACCCCGACCCGAGAAAAGCCAACAACAGAGCCUCGGAAACCAGUGACUUUUGAUUGUGAGAUGGCCUAUACAACUCUCGGUUUGGAACUGGUGCGAUUGACGGCGCUGAGCUGGCCUCAGGGGGAAUUACUACUUGAUGUGUUGGUCAAGCCCAUCGGGGAGAUUUUGGAUUUGAACUCGAGGUUUUCCGGCGUCUUUCCAGAGCAUUUUGCGACUGCAGUGCCAUAUGGGACAAUACCAAAAACUGCAAUCACUGCCACUGCCGCUGCCGCUGACCUGGAGAAUGGCGAAAUCAAGCCUUCUUCUCCCAUGCAAGUUGUGGACUCUCCUGCUGUCGCGCGGACACUGCUUUUUGAAUUUCUCGACCCCGAAACGCCGCUCAUUGGACAUGCGAUUGACAAUGACCUGAACGCGGUGCGCAUCAUCCACCCGACUAUUAUUGAUACUGUUCUGCUGUACCCGCAUCCAAGGGGCCUACCGCUGCGAUAUGGUCUGAAGCAUCUUGCCAAGUUAUACCUUGACAGAGACAUUCAAAUGGGCGGAAACAGAGGGCACGACUCGAAGGAAGAUGCUCUGGCGACCGGUGACCUGGUCCGGUUCAAGGUGGCUGAGAAAGCCAAGAUUCUCAAAAGGGCUGGAUGGACAAUGAAGGCAGGAGGAGUCUUAUAA
Messenger RNA from Talaromyces atroroseus, 1932 nucleotides. Its product is annotated as RNA exonuclease 3. Gene Ontology annotation, cellular component: nucleus. Gene Ontology annotation, molecular function: exonuclease activity; nucleic acid binding. The transcript has a single exon. The coding region runs from base 1 to 1932 and encodes 643 amino acids. The record is from RefSeq and is a predicted model, not a curated record. NCBI's taxonomy places the organism in Eukaryota, Fungi, Ascomycota, Eurotiomycetes, Eurotiales, Trichocomaceae.